GUCUCUCUAAAUAACGUUUACCGACCUUCUCUUGUGGACGGCAAUAAUCGCCGACGUUCCCUAAUUUAUCGGAUUUCAAUCCAACAACACACUCUCUCAAACAAAAAAAAACGUUUCUUUUUUCUUCGAUUCGCGAUUACGGCUUUUGAUUUUGUGGGACUCAUCUCGGUUUUUCUGGGAUUUUCAUUUUGGAUUCUAUUUCAUUUUUCAGAUUUUUUUUUUAUCUCCCGGUUGUUUUUUGUAUUUCUAUAUUGGGGAAACAAAAUCAUGCAGAGGAUCGUCGAUGAUGCUCUUGCUGUCACAAAAGAGUCAGUGAAAACUUUGACUUAUGAGUCUUUGAACAACAUUGCAAGAUGCAUUAAUGGAUUUUCUGCACUUCUCUUGACACUUUUGCCCGGAAAGUCCAAUGUUCUUGAAGGUCUUCAUGGAUGGGAGCUAAGGCCUACUUUACGUGGUCCUCGUUUACCACGUUGGAUGCAUAAUGGAGUCUCUUCUUUCAACCACUUCAUUCACGAGCUCUCUGUGGAUUCUGAUACUUCAAGCUUGGACUAUUCCUCUGGAGAAGAUGAUAGUGAUGGCAUGUCCACGCCUCCAUCACCCUUGUCUCAAACCUCACUCCGCUCUUGGGCUAGUCUUCCUACAAAUUACGAAAGCCAUUGGACAGAGUGGAUAACCUUCAUUGUCUGGUGGGUUUUACUACCUGCCCGGAUCCUUCUUUGGUUACCAUUAUAUCUUUUACGUCUUUUAGGUAGACGAAAUUCAAGAAUGUCACCUAUGAGCCCAGGAAGGUACCAACAUUCGUCUAGACCUUAUUUUAGCAAAGCUAUCCCAGGGAAAGAGCAUGACGUCCCUAACCGAACUACUGAUAAAAGACGUGGAGUCAUUGAGGAUCUUCAGCUUGGCAUCGAGAUCUUUAUCGAAACAAUAUUUGAUUUUUUUCACAAGGCGGCACAUCUUCUUCUUUCUCCAUCAGAAACUUUUGGAAUAGUUCUAUCAUGGUUCUCUUCCUCCAGUCACAGUUCUAAAGGAACCUAUGGUGACGUUUCGGAUGAUGAGAUCGUGCAGACUGCCAUUCUAGGAGAUAAUGAUUCAUCUCCUACAGAAAGAAGAACCACAACGAGCUUAUACAAUACAGAUACUCGGACUUGUCAAGAUGUUAUAACAGAGCUUGGGUAUCCGUAUGAAGCUAUUCGUGUUGUUACAUCUGAUGGAUAUGGUCUUCUCUUGGAAAGGAUACCAAGGUAUAGAAUCUACGAGAUUCACCAAGCAGCCGAAGAACUACAGAGCAAAAUCGACAAGAAAUCGUACCUUCUCGUGAACGCCAAGAACUGGGAAAUCGGGAAUCGGCCUAGGGAUUCGACUGAUGAACAAAAAAUCUCGAAUCUCGACGAGGAUCUAAGUCGGAUCAUAGCUCAUAAAUCCCAGAGUGAAGCCACGCUUCGUCCACCGAAGAAUUGGGAUGCGGUAACAACUACUGCAACGAACUUAAAUUCGGCGACGAUGCUUCCUUACCAGCAAUCAAGGACGAUGAUACAGAAACAGCCGUCGUGGCCUAGCCGGAUCUCUAUUACGCCGGGAAGUAUGUUUCAGCAACCAAUUGGGGAGGCGACGCUGAGGUACGAGAGCGCGAGUAAUCUGUCUCUAGCUACGUUCGCUUCGCUACUGAUUGAAUUCGUCGCGAGGCUGGAGAAUCUUGUGAAUGCGUACGAUGAACUCAGUGUCAAAGCUAAUUUCAAAGAAGCUGUCGCUGACUCACUGUUUUUUUCGCCGGCAUUGCCUUACUCGAUAUCAUCACCUUGUCGGAAGCUGACAAAAGGAACAAGAGGUGUCGGAGAGUUACUUCAAGCUUUACCCUCUUCGAAACCAAAAUCUCCGCCACCGCAGCUGCCAUGGCUCAUUGUUGGUUUGGGUAAUCCCGGAAAGAAGUACCAGGGCACGCGCCACAACGUUGGUUUUGAGAUGGUGGACGCUUUGGCUAAUGCAGAAGGCAUCUCCAUGAACACUGUUAACUUCAAGGCCUUGUUUGGGAAAGGCGUUAUUGGAAAUAUACCGAUUAUGCUGGCUAAACCACAAACUUUCAUGAACCUAAGUGGUGAGUCUGUUGGACAAAUUGUUUCAUUUUACAAGAUCCCGCUAAAGCAAGUACUUGUGGUUUACGAUGAUUUAGAUUUGCCCUUUGGUAAACUGCGUUUAUUGCCAAAAGGUGGUCACGGAGGCCACAAUGGGAUGAGAAGCAUUAUAGAUCGCCUCAAAGGUAGCCGUGAUUUUCCUCGUCUAAGAAUAGGGAUCGGACGGCCUCCAGGGAAGAUGGAUACAGCUAAUUUUGUUCUCCGCCAGUUCAGUAGACAAGAACAGGAAGAGUUGGAUUAUACAUUCCAAACCGGGAUAGAAGCAAUAAGGAUUCUUUUGCUUGAGGGGAUCAACAAAAGUGCAACCUUUGUCAACACUCGAAAAUCUAUGGAGCAACUCAAUGAAGUGUCAGCUAUUGUGGUUGACUUGGGUUCGCACACUUGCAAGGCUGGUUACGCCGGUGAAGAUGCUCCCAAGGCCGUUUUCCCUUCCGUUGUUGGGGCAGUAGAUGGUAUAGAGGCUAUGGAUGUGGAUGCUGAUUCUACAAAGACUAAUUCGAAUUCUGAGGAUUCGAAGACUGAGUCUGAAAAAGAAAAGGGCAAACGCAAGCUCUAUGUAGGAUCUCAAGCCAUGAGUUACCGCCGAGAUCAUAUGGAGGUUUUGUCACCUAUAAAGGACGGCAUAGUUUCUGACUGGGAUUUGGUGGACAAUAUAUGGGAACAUGCUUUCAAGAGUUGUCUGAUGAUUGAUCCUACGGAGCACCCAAUGCUGCUAGCUGAGCCUCCUUUGAACACUCAACAGCAGAGAGAGAAGGCGGCAGAGCUAAUGUUUGAAAAAUACAAAGUUCCUGCAUUGUUUAUGGCUAAGAAUCCUGUUCUCACGUCUUUUGCUACUGGGCGCGCUACUUCUUUGGUUGUUGACUGCGGUGGAGGAUCCACAACUAUUUCACCUGUGCAUGAUGGUUAUGUUCUUCAAAAGGCUGUUGUAUCAUCUCCACUUGGAGGGGAAUUUCUCACUGACUGCCUACUGAAAAGCUUGGAGAGUAAAGGAAUAAAAAUAAGACCUAGAUACUCUUUCAAGAGAAAGGAAAUACGAGCAGGGGAAUUCCAGGUUGAAGAUGUGGAUAUUCCUAACACCACGGAAAGCUACAAACUCUUCUGCCAGAGGAUGAUAGUGGGUGAUAUCAAGGAUUCUAUUUGUCGAGUUCCUGAUACUCCCUAUGAUGAUAAAUCAUAUUCAAACAUCCCAACUACGUCGUACGAGCUUCCUGAUGGCCAGAUGCUCGAGAUUGGUGCUGAUAGGUUCAAAGUUCCUGAUGUGAUGUUCAACCCGUCCAUAGUCCAGACGAUUCCUGGAAUGGAGAAGUAUGCUGAUAUGAUUCCUUCCGUUCGUGGGUUACCACACAUGGUCAUGGAGAGCAUCAACAAAUGUGAUGUAGACAUCCGGAGAGAGUUGUAUAGUAGCAUACUGCUUGCUGGUGGAACAUCGUCAAUGCAACAAUUGAAAGAACGUCUCGAAAAGGACUUGAUCGAAGAGUCUCCUCACUCGGCUAGAGUUAAAGUGUUGGCAAGCGGUAACACAACAGAAAGAAGAUUCAGUGUAUGGAUAGGAGGGAGUAUAUUGGCAUCACUAGGCUCGUUUCAACAGAUGUGGUUCUCCAAGUCUGAGUAUGAGGAACAUGGAGCUUCCUACAUUCAGCGAAAAUGCCCUUAAUGCAGGCAGCUUCAGAUUAUGUGGAGCCUGAGAAGACGAAACUUGGAAACUAAUGUUUUAUUUUCAUUGUGCAUCGAUGUUCUUUGAAUGUUAUUAAUAUUCGCCUGAACAACCUUUG
Messenger RNA from Arabidopsis arenosa, 3901 nucleotides. The record is from the annotation of a GenBank genome assembly. Lineage: Eukaryota; Viridiplantae; Streptophyta; Magnoliopsida; Brassicales; Brassicaceae.